AUGUUGUCCGACGCUGAUGAAACCGAUGAGUUGGACACCAUUGCCGAUGUUAUGGGUUUGCGCUCACAAAAUCGCCUCAAUACAUUUCGUGAAAUGUGGUAUCACAUAUUCCUUUGGGCGCUCUUCUCCUCCAUUUUCAUACACACAUGCGCUGCUUUGGUUGCUUUUGUGACACUACGCAAACACAAAUUCGGACGCUUCUUCUCGAUACUGAUUCUAGUAAUGGGAUUUCUGUCGCCAGCGAUGAGUGGCAUAGUGAGCAGCGCCGUGAUAGCAUUCGUGCAUCGAGCCUCCAGUCUGCCAAUGUCGCCAAUAUAUGCAAUGGUGUGGGGUGUUGGACAAACGAUAGUGUCGGCGUGUUUAGGUUUUACACGAAUUCUGGCUACACUCUAGAAAUUGGGCGCUUUCAAUGGGGGGGGGGGGGGGGGACAUAUGUUGGUUAAGUGAGUGAGUGAGUGACUGACAGACGGACAGUUCCAAAUACACAUACAGACACACACGUAAAGUCUUAGUGAUAAACGCCUAGUGUUUUAAGUAUAACAUAAUUAUUACGAUUGUAAAAAAAAAAUUAAAAUUAUAA
Messenger RNA from Zeugodacus cucurbitae (melon fly), 580 nucleotides. RefSeq names its product transmembrane protein 170A. The coding region runs from base 1 to 393 and encodes 130 amino acids. NCBI's taxonomy places the organism in Eukaryota, Metazoa, Arthropoda, Insecta, Diptera, Tephritidae. The transcript has a single exon. The record is from RefSeq and is a predicted model, not a curated record.